Periophthalmus magnuspinnatus is the source of this 967-nucleotide messenger RNA. RefSeq names its product transmembrane and immunoglobulin domain containing 1 (gene tmigd1). The coding region runs from base 100 to 852 and encodes 250 amino acids. The record is from RefSeq and is a predicted model, not a curated record. The transcript has 6 exons. Lineage: Eukaryota; Metazoa; Chordata; Actinopteri; Gobiiformes; Gobiidae.
UACUCAAAUACCAUAAGGACUGCAGUUUUUGUCUUCCUUAUUCUUACAUCUGAAGGACAGCCAAGCCUUGUUUAUACAGGGAUAACACAGUGCUAUAAAAUGAGGCUUAUGUUGAUACCUGCGAUUUUGAAUUGUCUUUUCUAUUUUUCAACACAGACAUCAGGGGUGACGAUUGAGUCCAUUCCAGCCGCCAAUUCAGAGGGAUACAUUCUCACAGAGCUUAAUAAAACUAUCUCGCUGACCUGCAAACAUGAUGCGACCUCGGACAUUGAUAAUGAGUUGGUUUGGCUCAGGAACGACGCCCUGGUUUCUCUGAAUGAAGGGAAUAAAAAUGGCCAAAGCAGAGUGUGCAUUUCUCCAGUGAUCCUUGAAGAUAGAGAGACCAUUUUCACCUGCUACCUGCGCAGUAACGCCUCAAACAGGGUCUCUGUUGUACUCAAUGUCACAUACCCGCCACCUUUGACAGACUCAGAGGAGAUCACUGUGGAAGAGGAAGCGUCUCUGAUUUUAAAUUGCGUCAUAGAGGCCUAUCCUCCUGUGUCUUCAGUAGUCUGGAUGCUCAACGGGACUGAAGUGGAUCUCAAAGAAGGUCGAUUUACAUUAGCCAACAAUGGACUGUCCAGUACACUGUCCACUGAGAAAGUCCAACAGAGCCUGCACGAAGCCACAUACAUCUGUGCUGCAGUUUCACCUUUGUAUGGGACCAAGACCAAAGUGUUCACAGUCAAUGUCACAGAUAAAACCUUGAAGUUCCCUCUGUACCCCAUGAUUGCUGGGAUUGUAGUGGUGUGUCUCACUUCAAUACUUGCUGUUGCUUCACGAUGGAGGAAAAUUGUAAAGUGCUGCAAGUAACUUUUUCCAAAUCUGGAAGGCUGCCUCAUAUAAUUGAUGAAUUAUUAUUAGUUAUUUUUAGUUUGUUUAGUUCAUGUUUUCAGAGUUAUUUGAAUGACAUGCAAUGAGUUAACGC